UAACUCGGCCAACUCGGCGAUUCGCUGUUCCCACCUUUUUAUUUACUUCUUUUCGCUUUUCCCACGACAUUACAUUCUCCUUUAGCACUCAAACCCAGGAAAAAAGUUUUUUUUCUUCUAAAAAUCUUGUGUUUCCCCCCCUAAAAGUGAAGAGGCAAAUAGAGUGAAAAUGGGGGUUGACUACUACAACAUUCUGAAAGUCAGCCGUAGCGCGACGGAGGAAGACCUGAAGAAGUCCUACAAGCGGCUGGCCAUGAGGUGGCACCCGGACAAGAACCCCGUCAACAAGAAAGAAGCGGAGGCUAAAUUCAAACAGAUUUCUGAAGCCUGCGACGUCCUCAGCGACCCGCAGAAGCGUCAGAUCUAUGACAUCUACGGUGAAGAAGGGCUUCAAUCGGCUGAAUUAUCGAGCCCCAAUGGGUUUAGUGGCGGCGGCGGUGUCGGUAGUGGUAGAGCCUACAGGUUUAAUCCUAGGAAUGUUGAAGAUAUAUUUGCUGAGUUUUUUGGAGGGUCGGAGAAGAGGUUUAGUGGAGACAGUGGGGUUGGGAGUCAAGGGAACAAGAAGGCGGCGCCGGUUGAAAGCAAGUUGGUUUGUAGUUUAGAGGAGCUUUAUAAAGGUGGUAGGCGCAAAAUGCGAAUUUCCCGCACCAUUGCUGGUGAAUUUGGUAAGCCGAAGACGGUGGAUGAAAUAUUGAAGAUAGAUAUCAAGCCUGGCUGGAAAAAGGGCACAAAAAUUACUUUCCCCGAGAAAGGAAACCAUGAACCCGGUUUCACUCCAUCUGAUCUAAUCUUUGUGAUAGACGAGAAACCGCAUGCCAUUUUCACGCGGGACGGGAAUGAUCUGAUUGUCAAUCAGAAAAUCUCUCUUCUCGAAGCCCUCACCGGGAUUACCCUCAGUUUGACAACCUUGGACAGAAAGAACCUCACGAUCCCGGUUACAGAAAUCGUGAAACCAGGCCAUGAGGUGGUUAUCCCGAACGAAGGGAUGCCGAUCUCGAAAGAACCCAACAAGAAAGGCCAACUCAAAAUAAAAUUCGAUAUCAUCUUUCCCUCGAGGCUCAAUGCAGAGCAGACGUCUGAUCUGAAGAGGGCCCUGGGGUGAGCUGAUAAAUAGCAAUAUAAUCCAUGCCGGAGUUCACAAUUGUCUAUUUAACACCGAUCGAUAUUGAUUGUCAAGUUGAUGUAAAUAGGUUUAAUUCUCGACUACUAAAAGAUUAGGGAUCGAAAGGGUUGUAAAUAGUGUGUUGAUAGAGUGAGUGACUAUCUGCCACUGUGUUCUAAUUGGGAAAUUUUAUAUACACUUUGUAUAUAGUGCUAGUGUGGCGUUGGAAGUUGAAGGAAAGACCUUUCUGUGUUGCUAAAAUGUCUAAUUUUAUAAAGUCCUUUUUGUGUUGCUGUAAA
Molecule: messenger RNA, 1401 nt
Organism: Hibiscus syriacus
Lineage: Eukaryota; Viridiplantae; Streptophyta; Magnoliopsida; Malvales; Malvaceae
Product: dnaJ homolog subfamily B member 1-like
Exons: 2
Coding region: 170-1102 (310 amino acids)
Cellular component (GO): cytosol
Molecular function (GO): protein-folding chaperone binding
Source: RefSeq, a predicted model, not a curated record